UUAAGACCCUACGUGGUUCCAAAAACAAUAUAAUGACGCAAUGCUCUUGAAUUAUCUCCUAUAGACACAUUUCCAUGACCCACCAUUAUUUUAAUUCUUUAGUUCAACAAGAAAGGAAGCAAUCAAAAAAAGCAUGAUAGUUUGGAAGCUAACAGAAAUUUCAUGUUUGAUGAAGAAGAAGCAUAAUUGAGUUGAAAGUGUGAAACUUUAACCAACCAAAGAGGUUUUGGAAAAAUGGGUUCAUCUUGUUUUUUCUUAAUAUGUGUUCUUCAUUCAACAAUAGCUUUAACAUGUGGAUCAUUGAUGGUUUUUUACUCCAAGGAGAUACAUGUCUUAGGACAUGGAUCAAAGACAGCAAUUAACCUUCAAGGGUCAACUCCACAUGAUCAGUUGUUGAUUCAAACAUCAGAUUCCUUCUCUGGAUUGUUGUUGUUCACUAUUGGAUUUCUUGUGUUCAUGGUUGCUUGUGUUAAGGACAUGGAGUUUCAGAGUUUCUUUGCUAAAGGGUGUGUGUUGCUUCAUAUUUCUAUGGCUGUUUGGAGAUUUUACUUUGUAGGUAAGGUUGAAGAUCUUGCUUGUGAUUGUUUAAGACAUGUUGUUGGGGAUAUUGCUUUGGCUAUUUCUUGGGUUUUUUUUCUUGUUUAUGUAUGGAGGGAGAAAUAUGAUUAGUAGUAGUUAGUUACUUAAAGUGAAAUGUAAAUUUUGUGGGGUGGUUUAUAGAAAUAACAUAUGAGUACAAUUUUAGUGUAAAUUUUUGUUGUGCUUUGCAUCCAUAGUAUUGAUCAAAUGUGUUUGUUUGCUUAUGAUUUUUGAGUAAUGUUUCAAGAAGCUAAAUUUUUAAA
This is a messenger RNA of Vicia villosa (hairy vetch), 842 nucleotides long. RefSeq lists its product as uncharacterized. The record is from RefSeq and is a predicted model, not a curated record. The transcript is spliced from 2 exons. Bases 235 to 669 code for a protein of 144 amino acids. Lineage: Eukaryota; Viridiplantae; Streptophyta; Magnoliopsida; Fabales; Fabaceae.